AUGACACUUGAUCGACGCACCAAAUUUGAUAUCAAGGCUACCAGAGUCAGGAAUGGCGCCGGUGCUGCUGCAUCGAGCCAAUUCGCAAGUGUUCAAGAGCGUCGUGCCAUGAAAAAAGUGGCUCAACCCGAGUACGCUUACACUGGCUGUGUGCCAUACACUCCUGCAGAUGACGACGCUGAUGUCGUGCCUAAGAAAAGGAAUCCGCCGAUUCUUGGAUAUAGAGGCCAUCUUCGUAAUGAUGAAGACCGAAUCGGUACAACGUUUUCGCAGGGUCUUACAGUCGCGUCACGAGCUCCAGAACGUGCUUUUCCGGCUCCUCUCCCAGGCGCGAAAGUUCGACCCCCAGCCAACCAGCCACGUCAAGUUCGUUUUGCUGAAGACACAACUUACCAGCCAAACAUCAAAGCCGGGGUGUCUCCACGAUCUGGGUAUGGUCAAUUCGACAAUGCAAGUGGAUACGGAGCAUUCGCUACACCACCGGCCAAGGCGAAUAUGUCACCACGCUCAGGAUAUGGGGCUUUUGACAAUGCAAGUGGGUAUGGAGCAUUUGCUGCACCACCUGCACAGAAAUCUGGAGCAAUGUCAUCACGGUCAGGUUAUGGGGCUUUUGAUAUUGCUAGUGGUUACGGAGCGUUUGCUACACCACCAGGACAUGCAGAUAUGUCACCUCGCUCGGGUUACGGAGCAUUUGACAACGCUAGCGGAUAUGGCGCAUUUGCUGCACCCCCCAAAGGAAUGUCACCUCGGUCUGGUUAUGGAGCGUUUGAUAAUGCUAGCGGGUAUGGAGCCUUUGCAACCCCACCUGCUCAAAAAGACAUGUCACCACGCUCAGGAUAUGGAGAAUUUGAUAAUGGCAGCGGGUAUGGUGCGUUCACUGCUCCUCCAAAAGAGAUGUCUCCCCGAUCUGGGUAUGGUAAGUUUAACGACGCCAGUGGUUAUGACAAUUUUGCUUCGCCUCCCGAUCGAACGCAAGGAGCUAGUAAACCAGAUCUAUACGAACUCACUCAAGGUCAAUUCGACCAACGUGACGAUCGUGUUCACCCUUCCAACAACCAGAUCCAGGAACUUCGAGAACAGCAUCGCGAUACUAACCGAGGAGUACGCAGGGCCAAAACACCUUCCGAUCCAGUCCUUCAAGCAAAGUACCAGCACGCGAUAAGUCGUAUUGGUGGAGUGCAAGCAGCAUUUCGGCUUUGGAAUUCUGCUGGACAAACAAUAUGGCAACGGUAUAUGACACGUACAGAGCUCCUUCAAGCCGUGAGACGGAGUUUUGAGAAGCACGAGCGAACCAGUAUGUAUUUUGUGUGUGUGUCCUAGUUUCUGUGAAUGAUGCUGUGGCCAAACCUAACGAUCCGUGUCUGUGCUGUUGUUAACGCUAAAUUACUGCAGACCACGGAAUCAUGACAAAGUCACAACUGAAGGAAGCACUACGAGAGCUUGGAUGUGUCUUUACCGACGACCAGGUAGAGAACUUUCGAGUGGAAUGUUGUGAAUAAUUUACAGAACAAACUUGCCGUUUUGAAUGUCGGUGACAGGUUACAGCUCUGUUUGGAAUGUACGAUCAGCAUUGCAUUGGUGCCGUGCCGAUGUCAUCUCUACUCCUCGCUUUAACCGAAAAACUAUGAUCAAUGACAAAUACAAAUACCACAAAUGAAGCAAGAACGAGC
Molecule: messenger RNA, 1670 nt
Organism: Phytophthora nicotianae INRA-310
Lineage: Eukaryota; Oomycota; Peronosporomycetes; Peronosporales; Peronosporaceae
Exons: 2
Coding region: 1-1320 (439 amino acids)
Source: RefSeq, a predicted model, not a curated record